GCACGGCCUGAGAGAGGGGCUGUUCCCGCUGUCCUGACGUCCCUACACGUGUGAGCACACGUACCCACCUGCACCCACCCCGCCAGCUGAGGUGACACGUUCUGCCAGACAUCCCUCCCGCUGCCUCCCCAGCCCCGAGCAUCCCACCGGACAGGCUCGGUGGCGGGGGGCACUCCGCUUUCAGCGUGUCCCCAGAGAGCUCAGCACAGCCACGUGGUUGCUGUGACACGGGCACCGUGUCCCACCCGUGUCCCACCAGCACACGGGUGAGGCCCCUCGCCCCCCACCAUGGCUCUGUGCUGCCUGUUGAGACCCCCGCGCUGGCACCUCCGCCCGCCGCCGCUCGCCCUGCUCGGCCCGGACCGCAGCCUUCGGACAACGACAAAGGGGAAAGGGAAGAAAAAGGCCAGGGAGGGCUGCAGCCUGCCAGAUCCGUCCUGGGAGGAGAGGUUAGCAAAUGCAGUGACUCCACUGUGGAGACUUCCCUACCAAGAGCAGCUGCAGGUGAAGUAUGAAAGCCAGAGGAAGAUUUUGCAGACACUGGCAUCUCGUCUUGAGGAGCUGGGCAUAGAUGCACAGAAACCUGGUGGGCUCUGCUGUCCUCUCCAGCCUGUAGUCCCUUCUCCCAUCAUUAAUGGCUACCGAAACAAAUCUACUUUCUCUGUGAACCGAGGACCAGAUGGGAACCCCAAAACUGUGGGGUUGUAUGUAGGAACUGGCAAAGCAAGAAAUAUUGUCUGUGUGAAAGCCAACCACAUGAAGAACAUGCCCUCAACACACAAACAAGUAGCCCAGUGCUAUGAAGAGUUCAUCUCUCGUUCCCCCCUGGACUCCUGCAUCCUCUUCCAUGAAGGUGGACACUGGCGGGAGCUCGUGGUUCGUACCACCAGCCGUGGCCACACCAUGGCCAUCAUCACUUUCCACCCCCAGGAGCUGGGCCAGGAGGCACUGGCUACUCAGAAAGCACUGCUCAGGGAGUUCUUCACGUGUGGACCUGGAGCAGUCUGUGCCUUGACUUCACUUUAUUUCCAAGAGAGCACCAUGACACGCUGCUCCCACGAGCAGUCUCCCUACCAGCUGCUCCACGGGGAACCUCACAUCUUUGAAGAACUGCUCGGCCUGAAGUUUCGCAUCUCUCCAGAUGCCUUUUUCCAAGUGAACACGGCUGGAGCAGAAGUUCUGUACCAGGCAGUUGGGAAGCUCUGUCAGACUACUGGGGACACUGUCCUCCUCGACAUCUGCUGUGGAACAGGCACAAUUGGUCUCUCUCUGGCUCACCAGGUGUCCAAGGUCAUCGGUGUCGAGGUGGUGGAGAAGGCAAUAGAGGAUGCUAAGUGGAAUGCAGUGUUCAAUGGGAUCUCAAACUGUGAGUUUCACAGUGGGAAGGCAGAGGCCGUGUUACCACAACUCCUGGCAUCGUGGGAGGAUGCCCGGCCGCUUGUUGCUGUGGUGAACCCAUCUCGGGCUGGCCUACAUUACAGGGUCGUGCGGGCCAUCCGGAAUUGCAGGACCAUCCGCAGGCUGCUCUACAUCUCCUGCAAGCCAGAGGGUGAAGCCAUGAGGAACUUCCUUGAGCUGUGCUGCCCACCUGACCCACGGAAGAAGCUGACAGGAGAGCCAUUUGCCCCCGUGUUGGCAAUUCCUUUUGACCUGUUUCCUCAUACUGUUCAUUGUGAGCUGGUGCUGCUGUUCACCCGCUGACAGGGAGGCAAGUAUGCCAGCUGUGAGAGCUUGGGAAGCAACCUCCUACUGUGCUGGAGACUCGAGUCAAUGGAGUUAGGAUUUUAACUUAUUUUCUGGAUAGGUUGUAUAAAAAUAAAUAAUUUUGCUUUUUCUCUUACUUUGGGUUGCCUAGCAACACUGUUCUUUAAGGAACCACUUGGAUUUCUGAGGUGAAAAGGUUCUCUGUAGCAUUUCAUCACCCUUCCUUCCCCUGCAAACCUGUUCUUGGGCUGCUGGUUAAAGCAGCCUGAAAAAUACACUCUCCCUGUGUUGAGGAGUAUGCCCAACUUGGUGUUCAAGCUGCAAAUUGUGCCCUGGGUGGUGGAAAAUUGCUGGAGCCCCAGGCAAGGAACACAAAGACCAUGGGGUGGGUGGCUCCUCACCCAGACACUCUGCAGAACUCAAUGAACAAUGAGAAGACCCCAGACCUAAUUUUCCAUUGGUCAGAACUGUUGUGCAAGGGCCAGGAGAUUUAGGGUGUAAGGGUAUGAAAGCCCAGGGAUUCCUUUGUUGGGGCCCUUCCUGGAGGCACCAGCUCCAGCUGUUGUUAUGUUGCUGUGCCACAGUUAAAAUACUUAAAGGAUCCAGAUGUCUGGAAGCUCUGCUAUGGGAAACUGGGGUCGAUCCAGUGAAGGGAACUUGUCUGAUUCUGUCAGUGGAGUGUGUAGGGAGUUAAGGCAUCUGUGGGUUCACUGGAACCACUGAUGCAAAGGGGCUUUGGUCCCAGCAGUGACAUUCUGGGCUGAUGUGAGUGUGAUCCCAGGAGUGGCAUCUGAAGGGUCAGACAGGAAAGGUUCCAUAACACCUGGUAUUGUGGGUUUCCACCAUCAGCAUGUGAAUACAUGCAGUAAAAUCCACUGCAUUUUCUAAUACUGCCAUGCCAUUAGUUCUAUGCCUGCUUCAAGGAUAUUCCAGGGCUUUUUCAAGUUGAUAUUGAACUGGCUAUGAAGAAACCGUAGGAACUAGAAAUCCUCAUGCUUCAACGGGAAUAUGUUGACUUCCGGGGGUCAGGGAAAUAUUCCUGUAUAAGCUUCCAAACCCAAUAUUGAAUCACUGUCAGUCACGUGGAUAAGUUGGAGGCAAUGAGAUUUUUCUGUAAAAUAAAAUGAAAAGAGAACAGA
Messenger RNA from Pipra filicauda (Wire-tailed manakin), 2843 nucleotides. It is a transcript of the gene TRMT2B, whose product is annotated as tRNA methyltransferase 2 homolog B. Lineage: Eukaryota; Metazoa; Chordata; Aves; Passeriformes; Pipridae. Gene Ontology annotation, biological process: RNA processing. Gene Ontology annotation, molecular function: tRNA (uracil(54)-C5)-methyltransferase activity, S-adenosyl methionine-dependent. The record is from RefSeq and is a predicted model, not a curated record. The transcript has 12 exons. The coding region runs from base 289 to 1701 and encodes 470 amino acids.